Perca flavescens (yellow perch) is the source of this 1767-nucleotide messenger RNA. RefSeq names its product RGM domain family, member D (gene rgmd). Bases 157 to 1461 code for a protein of 434 amino acids. The transcript has 3 exons. Gene Ontology annotation, molecular function: coreceptor activity. Gene Ontology annotation, cellular component: plasma membrane. NCBI's taxonomy places the organism in Eukaryota, Metazoa, Chordata, Actinopteri, Perciformes, Percidae. The record is from RefSeq and is a predicted model, not a curated record. Gene Ontology annotation, biological process: BMP signaling pathway.
CACUUUAGACCCCUCCCUCGUAGAACCGCCCUGAAGCCAGGGGCCCCUUUUGAAUGACAGCGCUUGGGAAGGAAGACGAAUUUUUGUCUGGUUUCCCGCAGCCACAACGUCGAUGAGAAGCAGUCGAGGAACUCCAUUCUAACUGAAUGGAUUGGUAUGGGGAGAAGCGGACCACUAAUCACGGCUAAACGGCAGCUUUGGGACUGUGUAACGCUGACAAUGGUUUUACUUUCGCUGCUGUUUCGACCAGCUCACUGCCAGCAGUGUCGAAUCCAGCGCUGCAAUGCAGAGUAUGUGGCUUCUACCUCCCCGUCUAGUGGUCUGCAGGAGGACGUGGCUCUGGAUGUAGACUACUGCAUCGCCUUGCGAGCCUAUGCCCUGUGCACCAGGCGGCAGGCGCGCAGCUGUAGGGGGGACCUGGUCUACCACUCGGCCGUCUUCCGCAUUAAGGAGUUAUUCUCUCAGCAUAACUGCUCCAGCGAAGGGCCCACCUCCUCCGCCAAGGUCCCCAGUACGUCUCGUCCAGCCGUGUCGGAGCUGUGCGACUACGAGAAUCGCGUCCUCAUGUCGGGCUCUGCCGGUCAGCAGAAGAAAUAUGCCCACUGUGGAUUAUUCGGAGACCCGCACCUACGGACUUUCCGCGACGAGUUUCAGACCUGCAAGGUGGAAGGGGCGUGGCCUCUGAUUGACAACCGCUUCCUGUCGGUGCAGGUGACCAACGUGCCUGUUGUCCUUGGCUCCAGCGCCACAGCAACCAGCAAGAUCACUGUCAUCUUCAAGUCCUUCCACGGCUGCACAGAUCAGAAGGUGUACCAGGCCACCACAGAGGAUCUGCCGUUGGCCUUUCAGGAUGGGACUCGCAGUGGCGGCGAGAGCGGCAGCCUGACCAUCGUGGAGCGAGGCGGCUCCGGAGUGGGCCGGCAGGUGAAGAUACAGGCCCGUUACAUUGGCACUUCCAUCAUCGUCCGGCGCGUGGGCAGCUACCUGACCUUUGCCAUCCGCAUGCCAGAGGACACCCUGGACUUUUCGGAGGACAAUGGCGGUCUGCAGCUCUGCCUGCACGGCUGCCCGCGCAACGAGCUCAUCAAAGAGCACACGCUGGGUCGUCAGAGCCAGCAGCCCCGGCUGCAGGGCACCAACACGGAGCUGGGGCCUCUGCGGCCUCCUCACCAGGUCUACACGGUGGAGCGCGCCACGGCCAAGUGUAGAGAGACUCUGCAGGUGGAGGACGUGUACUUUCAGUCCUGUGUGUUUGACUUGCUGACCACAGGAGACCCCGAGUUCUCCAUGGCGGCCUACGGCGCGCUGGAGGAUUUAAAGGCGCUGCCGCCCAGUAAACUGAAGCAGAAUUCCCCGAGGACUCCUCGUCUUUACAACCGAGGAGCGUCGCACACGACGGCUGCAGCAGCAACCAACAGCUCCCUGCUCUCACUCCUACUCCUCAUUCUGCUGCUUUUGUAAACAAUAAAUAUAAAUGAGUUUUGUUUUUCUAAAGAGGGAGAGCGAAACAUGGAGACAAACAGAACAUGGAAGCAUUACCAGCUUGAGGAAAGAGUGACUUAACAGACAUAUAUACAUUUGUAUUUUAUUUUUUUUUUGGGGGGGGCGCAAUUUGUGAAUGUUGUGAUCUUUUUCUGUUUUUGUCAUUUGAAGGAUUUCAGACUAAAAGAUGGUAUUUCUUCCCACUUCACAUUUCUGUGGAUUCAUACAUGGGUCACGUCAGUUGGAGAAGGAAAAGAAAUGCAUCAUGUGGUUUGGGGUCCAGUA